AUAAUAAUAAAAAACGCAACAGCAAGCAUAACCACAGCCAGCGAACACAAUUUCAAAGUCAUAUACCUUUAUAUUAUAUUUGACAGCCAGUGACUCUGACUUCACUUUUUAUCAAAACUGUACAUCUAUAAUAUUUGGUUGAUAUUAAUAAUGAAGUUGCGUUCGUUUAUUAUUUUGAUUAUCUUGGGCAGUUGCUUAUUGGAGUGUUUAACUUUAGUUAAGGGUCAUGGUCGUUUAAUGGAUCCACCGGCACGUAAUGCUAUGUGGCGUUUCGGUUAUCCCAAUCCGGUUAACUAUAAUGAUAAUGAAUUAUUUUGCGGUGGUUAUGCAGUGCAAUGGGAACAGAAUGCUGGUAGGUGUGGUAUUUGCGGUGAUGCGUAUCAUUUAAAAACACCACGUCCUCACGAGGCUGGCGGUGAAUAUGGCAAAGGCAUAAUAUCGCGUUAUUACACAGCCGGUCAGGAAAUCGAAGUUGAGGUGGAAUUAACAGCCAACCAUUACGGACGCUUUGAGAUGUACUUGUGUCCAAAUAACAAUCCACGCAAAGAAGCCACCCAGGAUUGUUUUAACCGCUUCCCUUUGUAUAUAUCGGGUUCGCGAGAGUAUCGUUACCUAAUACCACGUGAUGCUAAAAAGAAGGAUAUCUUCCGUUAUAAAGUAAGAUUGCCGGCAUAUGUUACCUGCACUCAAUGCGUUUUACAAUGGACAUACUAUACUGCCAACAUGUGGGGCACUUGUUCUAAUGGUACCGAGGCCGUGGGUUGUGGUAAGGCUGAAACCUUUCGAAAUUGUGCUGAUGUAGCCAUUGUCUCAAAUACAGGAGGCGGUUUACCUCCGCUGUUCGUUAACAAUAGAAAUCCUUAUCUAUUGUAUUAUCGUGAUUUCAGAGCUCCUCUAAGCCGUAAUAUAUUCCCGUUAAUUGUAAGAGAUCAGAAGUGUAUUGCGUCACCGGCGUUUCGAGUAUUGCCCGGCAUGGACAAAUGGUGCGAAAAUAAUUGCUUACGAUAUCCUCCAAAUUGUCCGGAGACGGCCUGCUAUUGUCCGCAAGAAUGCGUCGCCAUUGGUGAAUUGGAAGGCAAAGAGGGUGCAGAUACUUACUGUAUGGACGCUUGCCUUAAUUAUGGCUCCGAUUGUCCGGCGAAGAGAUGCCGUUGCUUCUAAAUGCUUAAGAAAAUCUGGUAUUUUCUUAGCAAAAUGCGAAUAAACAAAGUAAUCUUUUUCAUUCCUCCCCCUCCUCCCACUCCUCUCUUCGC
This is a messenger RNA of Glossina fuscipes, 1253 nucleotides long. RefSeq lists its product as uncharacterized. Lineage: Eukaryota; Metazoa; Arthropoda; Insecta; Diptera; Glossinidae. The transcript is spliced from 7 exons. The record is from RefSeq and is a predicted model, not a curated record. Bases 151 to 1161 code for a protein of 336 amino acids.